Molecule: messenger RNA, 748 nt
Organism: Paecilomyces variotii
Lineage: Eukaryota; Fungi; Ascomycota; Eurotiomycetes; Eurotiales; Thermoascaceae
Product: 30S ribosomal protein S30e
Exons: 4
Coding region: 80-268 (62 amino acids)
Biological process (GO): translation
Cellular component (GO): cytosolic small ribosomal subunit; ribosome
Molecular function (GO): structural constituent of ribosome
Source: RefSeq, a predicted model, not a curated record
GUGCAGAUAUCUCUCUCCCUCGACAACCCACCGUUCCGACAACCCAUUUUCCAUCACAACCCAACCGUCAUAAUCCAUCAUGGGUAAGGUUCACGGCUCUCUCGCCCGUGCGGGCAAGGUCAAGUCUGCUACUCCUAAGGUCGAGAAGCAGGAGAAGAAGAAGGUCCCCAAGGGCCGCGCCAAGAAGCGUCUCUUGUACACUCGCCGCUUCGUCAACGUUACUCUGACUGGUGGAAAGAGAAAGAUGAACCCCAACCCUACCUCGUAAACGACUCCAUCCUCAGGGUUUCGAGAGAGGAUGACACAUCAAUGACGGUCACGAUGAUGGGUUAAAUGGGCAAAUCUCUUUUUUCUCUACUGGCGGGACCGUGAAACACACGAACAACCGAGCGUGGUGAGGAAUGGUACCGUCAGGGAAAGGGGAAAAGCAAGGCAAAUCAUCAGCGUCUAGGAAUGGGCGGUUCGGAAAACAGGAGAUGAUGGGGGGCGUUUUUUCUUGAUGGAAACAAAUCAAAGGCAUUUUAUGUCACUAUUCUCCUUGUCUUUUCUCUGGAUCAGUGUUUUUCCUUCCUAGCCAGUCCCGGAGUCCCUUUGAGAGAGAAAUCUAGAAAGAGAUUCCAAGAGCUAUUGGUCGACCUCUGUAUGAUGGUCCUUUCCCUCCAUAUUCUUCGACGUAGGCUUAGGUGCGCUCUGCAUUGCAUGCCAAAUCAAGCUCAUAGCAACUUGCGUGCUGACAUCUACGUAAAUC